Messenger RNA from Emiliania huxleyi CCMP1516, 345 nucleotides. RefSeq lists its product as hypothetical. The transcript is spliced from 4 exons. Bases 1 to 345 code for a protein of 114 amino acids. NCBI's taxonomy places the organism in Eukaryota, Haptophyta, Isochrysidales, Noelaerhabdaceae. The record is from RefSeq and is a predicted model, not a curated record.
AUGGCAGUGCUCGAGGAAGGAACAGGGAGGAAGAAGGAAGGUCUAGAUAACCAGUCGGAGCCCGCGGCGGCGAGAUGCGCGGGCUCGAGAGCACUCCCGGUGGCCGGUGACCCCGUGCCGAGCGAUUGCGAGGGCUUUCCGGAGGUCAAUAUCGGCGCCACCGACCGUGAAAUGCCCAUCAGUAUCAAGCCUGAGCUGUCCCAAACCGUCCUUAUCUUGGCCCUGAUCAGAAUGGGCAAGGGCUACCACUUGGUGGCCCUGGUAGCCUCUGGAUCGUCACUGCACUCGGCUCCUCUGCAGCGGUCUCGGCUCUCGCCACGACAGCACGCCGACGGCAAGCUUUGA